UCAAAUAUCCAGACGCGUGCGCCAUCUGAGCCAGUUAAAACAGUCCCGCGAAAAGUUACCGAGCCCCACUUCUUGUCUGAACGUCUGCCAGUGAAGACCGGGAGGGAACCAACAAAACACCACACAAAAUGAGCGACCUCAGCAAGAACGACGUCGAAAGGGCGAGCUUUGCCUUCUCCAUCUACGACUUCGACGGUAGCGGCAAAGUAGAUGCCUUCUACCUCGGAGAUGUCCUGAGGGCGCUCAACUCCAACCCCAUCCUGGCCACCAUCGAGAAACUCGGCGGUACCAAGAAGAAGGGCGAGAAGCAGCUCACGCUCGAAGAAUUCCUUCCCAUCUACAGCCAAGCCAAGAAAGACAAAGACCAGGGUUGCUACGAGGACUUCCUGGAAUGUCUGAAGCUGUACGACAAGAACGAGAACGGCCUUAUGCUCGGCGCUGAACUCACACACACCCUCCUUGCGUUAGGAGAGAAACUGGAAGACAACGAAGUCGCAGAAGUCGUAAAGGACUGCAUGGACCCUGAAGAUGACGACGGCAUGAUCCCCUAUGCACCAUUCCUGAAGAAGGUGAUGGCGUAGAAGACUUCUCAUCUCGUCAUAACUUUAGUUAUAAGAUCCUUUCCUUCGGAAAAUGUGUGACGGUUGGGGAUUCAAGCCCGCGGGAGAGGGGGAGGCGCCGGCGGAGGGCUAACUGCGCGGGCGCCGCCUGACAACCGUUGCCUGCAGUCCAUCUUUUUAUAACACCCCGUAUACCAACUUAGAUACGGACGACCCCUUUUUUAUACGACAUCAAUUUUGUACAACUCUCAAUCUAUCACUGUACAUACUAAAGUAAGAUUAAAUUAAAAUACUGUAAACACACGUUGUACGUGUUUUUUAAAUUUAUUAUUAUUUAUUAAGUUUAUAAUGACAAAAAUACAAAAGCCGUAAAUUAUUUUAUAAUAAACUGUUAAAAAUUUCA
Molecule: messenger RNA, 963 nt
Organism: Amyelois transitella
Lineage: Eukaryota; Metazoa; Arthropoda; Insecta; Lepidoptera; Pyralidae
Gene: Mlc1
Product: myosin light chain 1
Exons: 7
Coding region: 129-581 (150 amino acids)
Cellular component (GO): muscle myosin complex
Molecular function (GO): calcium ion binding
Source: RefSeq, a predicted model, not a curated record